AUGUUCGGUGCUACUCAACACGCAACAACCACGGAGACCUACGCGCUUGCCAGUAAGGCACGUUCAAAGCUGCUUAAUUGUGCGGCGCAAUCCAGCAAAAAAGAUCUCAACCUUCGUCUUCUAGUGGGACAUGCGAAUCUACUUGACAAAGUAAUGGAAUCCUUACACAACCAUGAUUCUCAAGAUGAUGAUGCAGAACUGGAAGAAGAUGAGCCUAAUUUCGAUGAAAUGGAUGAGCCCGUCCAUCUCGUUCACGACGAUGAUGAGAAGAGUCCAAAUUACGUAACCGGCGGAUCACACGUGACAUUCACGCUGCCGGCGGCUCCUGAACACACUAUCUACGAAUACGACAGCGACAGCGACAGCGACAGCAACAGCGAAGACGAUGACUACAGCGAUGGCAGUGACGACAGCGAUGACUACGAGUAUGACGAAGACUACCAAGUAUACGACUACGACAAUCUAGUAAGAGCACGUCAGGGCGUGGAACAUGCUGCUUAUCUCCGCAGACCGGCCACCCAUACGCUUGCGCAUGGGGAAAGCAUGAAGAAGCCCAGUGGAGGCGAUCUUCUUCUGGUGUCGAUUCCAGAAGAUAUCGAAGAAGGUGACCAAUUGGGCAACCCCGCUCCACACCAGUUGACCUCGGUAUGA
This is a messenger RNA of Lachancea lanzarotensis, 651 nucleotides long. Its product is annotated as LALA0S14e01684g1_1. NCBI's taxonomy places the organism in Eukaryota, Fungi, Ascomycota, Saccharomycetes, Saccharomycetales, Saccharomycetaceae. The record is from RefSeq and is a predicted model, not a curated record. The transcript has a single exon. Bases 1 to 651 code for a protein of 216 amino acids.